This is a messenger RNA of Aspergillus chevalieri, 417 nucleotides long. RefSeq lists its product as uncharacterized. The transcript is spliced from 2 exons. The coding region runs from base 1 to 417 and encodes 138 amino acids. The record is from RefSeq and is a predicted model, not a curated record. NCBI's taxonomy places the organism in Eukaryota, Fungi, Ascomycota, Eurotiomycetes, Eurotiales, Aspergillaceae. Gene Ontology annotation, molecular function: oxidoreductase activity.
AUGCUUGCGUUUCCAUGCUGCAAGAUUUUUACAUUCUGUACCAUUUGUGAGAGAAAUUUUAUUAUCAUGAAUGCCACCCCGAACUCAACGCCGCAUUCGUACGAAGUGGACGUUUAUCAGGAAGGCCUCCGUGAUAAAAGACCGGCAAUCACCUUCAAUGCCUUUGAAUGGGAGAAAUUAGCUAAAGAGCGACUUUUGGCAGAGAGUUUUGGAUAUGUCUGGGGUUCUGCCGGAUCUCGCGAAACCGAUGGCAACAACCGGGCAGCCUUUAAGAGAUGGGGAAUUGUGCCCUCCCGUCUGGUGAAAUCCGACUUUCCGAGCUUAAAGACUACCUUGUUCGGUGACGAAUACAAUUAUCCAAUGGCUAUUGCGCCGUCAUUUGAGGAUUUCUACUUCCAGACCAUAGGCGAGAUAUGA